AUGUGUUGGUUCUUCACGAAGCUGAGAGAAGUAAUUGAGGACAUCGAGAACCUUGCAUUUGUGACUGACCGGGGGCAGUCAAUAAUAAAUGGUAUAGCUAAAGUUUUUUCGGAAGCACAUCAUGGUUAUUGCAUGUAUUACAUUCAGAGCAACCUGAAGACUAGGCACCGGGGCAGUGACAUCGUUGCAUUGUUUAGAAGAGCUACAGAAAUUUAUGGCUUUGAAGAGUUUAUGAAGUUCGUGGGCGAAAUAGAACAUCAAUCAGAAAGUGCAUGCAAGUUGCAACAAUGGUUUUAUGAUCGACGUGAGGAAUCCCAGAAUUGCACGAGUGUGCUAGCUUCGGCGCAAAAAGAUCGACUAUUCAAAACUCUGAAAGUGGCAAAAGCUCUAUUUGUGGAACCACUAGAUCAAUUUUGCUUCUCUGUGAAAUGCAGGCGUAAUGUUGGAUACAUUGUAGACUUGAAUGACAAUACCCGCACAUGUAGACAAUUUCCGUUAGAGAGUUUGCCAUGUGCGCAUGCUGUCGCAGUGACUAUGCAUAGAGGAUUUCCACCAUACAGCUUAUGCAGUCAUUAUUACAUGGUUGAUUUUUGGAGAGCAGCGUAUACCGAAACUAUAUUUCCUCUAUCAAAUGAAGUUGAGUUGAAAGUUCCAGAUUAUAUUGUAGCACUUAAUAAUUUGUUGCCACCUGAAGUUCCACCGCGUACUCCUAGAUGUAGACAGACGUCUAGAAUACCAUCUACAGAAAAGUUUCCACAACUGCGUAAGUGCGGGAGGUAUUUCUUUACUUAA
Molecule: messenger RNA, 792 nt
Organism: Olea europaea var. sylvestris
Lineage: Eukaryota; Viridiplantae; Streptophyta; Magnoliopsida; Lamiales; Oleaceae
Exons: 3
Coding region: 1-792 (263 amino acids)
Molecular function (GO): zinc ion binding
Source: RefSeq, a predicted model, not a curated record